Spea bombifrons (plains spadefoot toad) is the source of this 1332-nucleotide messenger RNA. It is a transcript of the gene RAB20, whose product is annotated as RAB20, member RAS oncogene family. The coding region runs from base 303 to 977 and encodes 224 amino acids. The record is from RefSeq and is a predicted model, not a curated record. Gene Ontology annotation, biological process: intracellular protein transport. NCBI's taxonomy places the organism in Eukaryota, Metazoa, Chordata, Amphibia, Anura, Pelobatidae. Gene Ontology annotation, cellular component: endomembrane system. The transcript has 2 exons. Gene Ontology annotation, molecular function: GTPase activity; GTP binding.
UGGAUAGUCGCCGUCCCUGUUAUUCCGAGUUAGCAAAGUGCUCAGAAGUGGGGGUGCAGCACCCCGUGACAGACGCCCGGGCUGCGUGCGCUGAUACCCCGUGUGGGGGAACUACUGGAGCCCAGGCUAUGCGUGUGCAGCGCUCGUCCACCGGCAGCGAAGUUUGAGGAGUAGAUGGGGGGAAUCGGCAGCUGGUUUUCAUGGGCAGAGAGGUGUUCGCUCAGCUUCGGUCUCCGCAGCCCCUGACUUUGCAAUCGGGCUUCUAGCGAGCAGCUGACUUUCUACCACGCCCGGGGUACAGGAUGAAGAAGCCAGACGUGAAGGUGGUGUUACUGGGGGACAUGAAUGUGGGGAAGACGUCUCUCCUGCACCGGUACAUGGAGAGGAGGUUUCAGGACACCGUCAGCACAGUCGGGGGGGCCUUCUAUCUCAAACAGUGGGGGGCCUACAACAUCUCCAUCUGGGACACCGCAGGACGGGAGCAGUUUCAUGGCCUCGGUUCCAUGUACUGCAGGGCAGCCUCUGCAAUCAUCAUGAUGUAUGAUGUUAGCAACAUGCAAAGCCUCUUGGAGCUUGAAGAACGGUUCCUGGGCCUGACUGACACUGCCAGCGAUGACUGCAUAUUUGCAAUUGUCGGGAACAAAGUUGACCUUACUGAUGACUACGAUGUAGGAGAAGUAGGUGAAAAUCCUCGUCCUUCCAGCAAAGCCCGCAAACAGGUUCAAGUAGAAGAUGCUGUUGCCUUAUAUAAGAGGAUAAUCAAGUAUAAGAUGUUGGAUGAAAACUGUGUGCCCGUUGCAGAGAAAAUGUGCUUUGAGACAAGUGCCAAGACCGGCUACAAUGUUGAUGCUCUUUUUGAAGCUGUUUUUAACAUGGUGGUACCAUUGAUUAUUAAAAAUAAAGUAAACAGACCGCAGGAUACUGUCAAUCUUGCUGAAAGCAAUCACAAGAAGCAAUCAAAACGGGGUUGCUGUUAAUCAUACAAGCCUUUUUGCCAAGACCAUGGCUAGGUACUGAUGUCGCUAAGACAUUGUGGAUUGACUGUCCACGAUUAAUGGAGCCAUACAAUCCUGGGAAGUUGCAGCUCAACAAUACUAGUCGAUCUGACAGCGUAAUAGUAUAAACUGGCUAAAGACUGGAUGUUGUCUAUGUAACCUAAUGGAAAUAACCUUCCGUUUAAAAAGAACACAAUCAGAAAAUGAGAUGAAAUUUAUGUGUGUCAAUGUCUAAACACAAUCACUUUAUUAUAUCCAACUGAUUUCCCUCGUAGAUUUCUCUAACAGAAUUAAUUUUGUUUACCUUUAAACAUUGCAGCUACUUUUUAUUUUAUUU